AUGACAAAUCAACAAAUUCCAAUUUGGCUUGAUUGUGACCCCGGUAACGACGACGCAUUUGCAAUCUUGCUAUCCGUUUUCAGCCCUCGCUAUAAGUUGUUGGGAAUAUCUACGGUUCAUGGUAAUGCUCCAUUACAUAUGACGACGCAUAAUACAUUAGCGGUAUUGGACCUAUUGAAUAUUUUCAACGUGAAGGUUUACGAAGGAGAAGGAAAACCACUAGUGAAUGCGCCUCGUUAUGCUUUGGAUGUACAUGGCGUAACGGGUAUCGGGGGGGUAGAGUUACCAGAAACAUCGAUCAACAAAUGUGUUACUUCUGUUUCGUAUAUUGAUGCAAUUAAGGAGGCCAUUGACGCAAAUGCACAUGAGAUUUGUCUUGUUGUUACUGGUACAAUGACAAAUAUUGCUCUUUUGGUUGAAAGGUAUCCAGAGAUUGUUAAUAAAAUCAAGUUUAUUUCAGUGAUGGGAGGUAGUUUUGGCAUGGGUAAUGCAACCCCAUAUGCUGAAUUCAAUUUCCACACCGACCCACAUGCCAUAAAAGCUGUAAUGGACAAAUUACAGGAUAAAAUUAUUCUAACGCCGUUGAAUCUCACCCACAAAAUUAUAGCCACUGGCGCUGUGCGUAAACAAAUCUAUAGUGAAGAGGACGAAACAAGAAACAGUUCCUUAAGGAAAGCCUUUUAUGACAUAUUGAUGUUUUAUGGCAAGGCUUAUGCUAAAUUAGAGGACAUGACUAGUGGUCCACCAUUGCAUGAUCCAGUGGCGCUCUACAGUUUGUUACCUUUAGUGGAUGGAAAUUGUGCUAAAUAUGGCUACCAGUAUUUAAGAAAGAAAUUGGAUGUUGUUAUUGGGGGUCCGCACGAAGGGGAAAGUGUCAUUGUUAAUAAACAGUUGCCGCUUAACGAGUCUGAGAAUGAAGGUGUGUAUAUAGGUGAGAACUUGGAUGCUCAAAAGUUUUGGGAUUGUAUGUUGGAAGCUUUGCGUGCAGCUGAAUUAAAUUUGAAAUAG
This is a messenger RNA of Lodderomyces orthopsilosis Co 90-125, 1008 nucleotides long. Its product is annotated as trifunctional uridine nucleosidase/nicotinamide riboside hydrolase/nicotinic acid riboside hydrolase. The transcript has a single exon. Lineage: Eukaryota; Fungi; Ascomycota; Pichiomycetes; Serinales; Debaryomycetaceae. Gene Ontology annotation, biological process: purine nucleoside catabolic process. The coding region runs from base 1 to 1008 and encodes 335 amino acids. Gene Ontology annotation, cellular component: cytosol. The record is from RefSeq and is a predicted model, not a curated record. Gene Ontology annotation, molecular function: purine nucleosidase activity.